CUUGAGCUGUGUGACUGGCUAGAUUUCGAUCCACAUCUGAACUAAAGUAAGGACACAUUUGGAUGCAGGAUGCCUCUGCCCCCGGCGUUACUGGCUCGCCUAGCCAAAAGAGGGAUUCUUAAGCACUCAGAUCAAGAUGCGGAUGAGGAGAUCAUUGCUGAAGACUAUGAUGACAACAAUGUAGAUUAUGAGGCCACUGCCCGUGAGAAUUUACCUCCCAACUGGUACAAAGUAUUUGACCCUAUUUGUGGUCUGCCAUACUACUGGAAUGUGGAAUCUGACCUGGUUGCCUGGCUGUCCCCAACUGACCCCACAUCUGUGAUAACCAAAGCUGCCAAGAAGUCAAGGGCAGAGGUUGCGGAGGACAGAGGAGAGAGACAAAUUGAGAAGCCAGACAGAGAAAGGGAGCGAGAGAGGGACAAAGAUCGGGAACCAGAAAUGGAGAGGGAAAGAGGGAGGAAUGAUGGGAGGGAAAGAGACAGGCGGAUGCAGAGGAGAGAAGACUUUGCUCCCUACAGCAAGAACAAACGAGGGAGGAAGGAUGAGGAGAUGGACCCAAUGGAUCCCAGUGCUUAUUCUGAUGCUCCCAAGGGCAAUUGGUCCACUGGCUUGCCCAAGCGUAAUGAGGCGAAGACGGGGGCAGACACCACGGCAGCAGGGCCUCUGUUCCAGCAGCGGCCGUACCCCAGCCCUGGAGCUGUACUCAGGGCCAACGCAGCCAAUAAAAAGCCCCCCAGUGAUGAUGACGACGACUGACCACAGGGGUUCACACUCAGCAGGAAACACAACUGUGGGCUCCUUGCCUGCUACGUUUGGAUGAAGUUACCUUUCUAUUCUCAGUCUAUACUCUACAUGGAAUGUGAGACCCCUGCUGACAAAGCUUAUCUGGUGAGGCGGAAACAAGUUGUGCUUCUGCACGUGUAAAUAUUACUUGGUAUUCUUUUGGUAUGACUGGAAUGUUAACUGUAGCCUACCAUUGAUCAUCAGAUGAGUGGCAUUUGCUAAAUAAAUGCUAAAUAAAUGACUUGUGCUGUUUUUUUCCCCUUUUGAAAAGAGGCUACAUGUGCAAUGCUAUUGCAGUAAUAAUGGCAAAUAAAGGGCAUCAUUCU
Salmo salar (Atlantic salmon) is the source of this 1109-nucleotide messenger RNA. It is a transcript of the gene pqbp1, whose product is annotated as polyglutamine binding protein 1. Gene Ontology annotation, molecular function: ribonucleoprotein complex binding; protein binding. Gene Ontology annotation, biological process: alternative mRNA splicing, via spliceosome. Lineage: Eukaryota; Metazoa; Chordata; Actinopteri; Salmoniformes; Salmonidae. The record is from RefSeq and is marked provisional. Gene Ontology annotation, cellular component: cytoplasm; nuclear body.